AUGGUUGUUGAUACUGCCUAUUAUGAUUUACUAGGUAUUACUCCAAACGCUACUUCUAUAGAAAUAAAGAAAGCUUAUCGUAAAAAGUCGGUGCAGGAGCAUCCUGAUAAGAAUCCAAAUGAUCCAGGUGCCACUGAAAGAUUCCAGGCCAUUUCUGAAGCUUAUCAAGUUUUGAGUAAUGAUGAACUUCGUGCCAAAUAUGACAGACUUGGUAAGCAGGAAGCAGUUCCUAAAGGUGGGUUUGAAGAUGCUGCAGAACAAUUCUCUGCCAUAUUCGGUGGUGAUGCAUUUGCCUCUUACAUUGGGGAAUUGCAAUUGUUGAGAAACUUACAGAAGACAGAAGAAUUGAGUGCUGAAGAUGAAGCAGAGAAACAGAAAGAGGAGGAAGAGAAGAAAAAAAAGGAGGAUGCUGAGAAGAAGAGAAAGGAAGAGGAAGACGAGCGUUUUAAGAACAUCGAUGGCAAAACUACCACUCACUUGACUUUACAUAAAGAUGAAGCCAACGAUGGUAAAAGUGAUGAAGUUUCUGAAGAACCUAAGAAGAAGACAAAAUUAGAGCAAUUUGAAGAAGAGCAAGAAAAAUUGAAAGAGGUUCGACUUGGGGAACUUAGUCAAAAAUUGAUUGAACGACUUUCUAUACUGACUGAAAGCGUAUAUGAUGAAGCUUGCAAGAUUUCUUUUGAAAAGAAAUUCGAAGAGGAGGCAAAUCUUUUGAAAAUGGAAUCAUUUGGUCUGGAUAUUUUGCACACAAUUGGUGACGUUUAUUGUGAACAGGCUAGAAUCUUUCUUGGCUCUCAAAACUUUCUCGGCCUUGGAGGUAUGUUACAUUCAGUGAAGGCUAAGGGCGGCCUGUUCAUGGAUACUUUACGAACGGUUUCUGCUGCAAUUGACGCUCAGCAUACAAUGAAAGAGUUGGAAAAAAUGAAGGAAGAUAGUGAAUCUCAGGAACCUUUAUAUGAUAAAAAUGGAAUCGAAAAGACUAAGCCAACACCGGAAGAAGUAGUCCAGCACGAACAACUGCUAAUGGGGAAGGUGCUAUCAGCAGCAUGGCAUGGCUCUAAAUUCGAAAUUAUGUCCACAUUAAGAGGUGUCUGUAAGAAGGUGCUAGAGGAUGAAACUAUUAGCAUAAAGACAAGAAUAAGAAGGGCAGAAGCGUUAAAACUGCUGGGUAAGGUAUUCCAGCGGUCUUUUAGAACCAAAGCUGAACAAGAGGAAGCUCAAGUCUUCGAAGAAUUGGUUGCUGAAGCGACAAAAAAGAAAAAGUCCACCUGA
Messenger RNA from Kazachstania africana CBS 2517, 1272 nucleotides. RefSeq names its product Djp1p (gene DJP1). Bases 1 to 1272 code for a protein of 423 amino acids. Lineage: Eukaryota; Fungi; Ascomycota; Saccharomycetes; Saccharomycetales; Saccharomycetaceae. The record is from RefSeq and is a predicted model, not a curated record. The transcript has a single exon. Gene Ontology annotation, biological process: protein import into peroxisome matrix. Gene Ontology annotation, cellular component: cytosol.